AUGGAGAGGAAAAUAGAAAUGGGACAGAUUGUCGAUGAAGAGCAGAAAUGGACGAUUAUAUUUGUGAGAGAGCUGAAGAAGGAGGGUUCUAUAGCUGCACCAAUGGUGGCAGUGACAGUACUGCAAUAUCUUCUGCAACUAGUGUCGAUGAUUAUGGUUGGACAUCUUGAUCAGCUCGCACUUUCCAGCGUUGCAAUUGCCAUUUCUCUCACCAAUGUCACUGGUUUCAGCCUUCUUUCAGGAAUGGCAGGUGGAUUGGAAACCUUAUGUGGGCAAGCAUUUGGAGCAGAGCAAUACCAAAAACUUGGAACCUAUACUUGUACUGCUAUGAUAGCCCUUCUGUUGGUGUGCCCUCCAGUAUGUGUUCUGUGGAUAUUCAUGGAUAAAUUGUUACCUUUAGUAGGACAAGAUCCAUCGAUAUCCCUUGAGGCACAAAAAUAUUCAAUGUGGCUUAUUCCUGCACUAUUUGGUGCUUCAAUUCUUAAACCACUAACUCGCUACUUCCAGUCUCAGAGUCUCAUUUUCCCCAUGCUCCUAUCCUCUUUUGUCAUUCUACUCUUCCAUAUAUGUGCAUCAUGGGGUCUUGUAUAUAAGCUGGGAUUUGGAAGUAAUGGUUCAGCAAUAGCCUUUAGCUUGUCCACUUGGUUAUAUGUGGUAAUGUUGGGUUCCUACGCCAUGUAUUCCUCAGCCUUCGAGAAAACUCGUAUCACAAUGUCAAAAGAUUCUAUCCUUCAUGUCGGAGAGUUCUAUCGCUUGGCUAUACCAUCUGCUGUAAUGGUUUGCCUGAAAUGGUGGUCGUGCGAGCUAAUUAUUUUGCUUUCUGGCCUUCUACCAAAUCCUAAGCUAGAGACUUCAGUUCUUUCCAUAUGCCUUACAAUCUCUACAUUGCACUUCACCUUAUCAUAUGGUUUUGGAGCAGCUGCAAGUACUCGAGUAUCAAAUGAAUUAGGAGCUGGUAAUCCACAAGCAGCUCGAGUAGCUGUUCAGGCCGCAAUGUUUCUCUCAGUCACGGAGGCGCUCAUUGUAAGCACAACUCUCUUUUGCUGUCGUUCUGUUUUGGGACGCGCUUUUAGCAACGAGAAGCAGGUAGUGGACUAUGUAGCAGUGAUGGCACCCCUGAUUUGCCUCUCAGUUUUUAUGGACAGCUUACAAGGAGUACUUUCAGGUGUAGCUAGAGGAACAGGAUGGCAGCAUAUGGGGGCCUAUGCCAAUCUUGGAGCAUUUUAUUUAGUUGGACUUCCUGUGGGCAUAGUACUUGGCUUUCCCAUGCACUUACGGGGGAAAGGCCUUUGGAUUGGAAUAGUGGUUGGCUCUGCUGUGCAAUCAACUCUUCUGGCUUGCAUUACCUGUUUCACAAAUUGGACUAAACAGGCAAAGUCGGCAAGAGAGAGGAUGUGCGCAGAGAGAUCAUCAGAAGACAUGGAAGCAAAAUGAAUGAGAAAAAGCAAAACUCUCUAACAGUGUGUUUAGAGUCAAAUAUGACACUAUUUG
This is a messenger RNA of Argentina anserina (silverweed cinquefoil), 1491 nucleotides long. RefSeq names its product protein DETOXIFICATION 8-like. Gene Ontology annotation, biological process: xenobiotic detoxification by transmembrane export across the plasma membrane. Lineage: Eukaryota; Viridiplantae; Streptophyta; Magnoliopsida; Rosales; Rosaceae. Gene Ontology annotation, cellular component: membrane. The record is from RefSeq and is a predicted model, not a curated record. The transcript is spliced from 8 exons. Gene Ontology annotation, molecular function: xenobiotic transmembrane transporter activity; antiporter activity. Bases 1 to 1434 code for a protein of 477 amino acids.